Molecule: messenger RNA, 288 nt
Organism: Medioppia subpectinata
Lineage: Eukaryota; Metazoa; Arthropoda; Arachnida; Sarcoptiformes; Oppiidae
Source: the annotation of a GenBank genome assembly
AUGAAUCAAGUGAAUCACUCAUAUCUGCCGUCACUCCUGAAGAGUAUUGAAAACGAAUGGAAACCUGUUGUCGACAACUACUGGACCCGAGUGGUGGCCAAUAGUUCUUCGGCGAAGACCAGUCGCUAUGUGUUGGCAAUGUUUCCCUAUUCCAGCGGUUCCUUACAUUUAGGUCACGUUAGGGUUUACACGACAUCAGACGUUAUCUUCCGGAUGAGUCAUCUCCGGGGAUAUCCAUCGAUACAUCCAAUGGGUUUCGAUUCGUUUGGUUUGCCGGCAGAAAAUGCG